CCACUAGCUUCAGCUUUAUAUGUUUGUGCCCGCCUGGACUGCUUAGAGCCUCCCUUUGGCACCCUUCUGCGUGUGUUUACCUCCAACGGUCUGCUUACCUUGGCUGAUUUGCGUCAUUGUGGCCCAAUCAUACACCUCUAGGGCGUUCCCUGUAAGAAAUUGGGCUGAGCAGCCCAGACCGCGAGACGUGAGGGCGUGAACGUGCGCGGAUGUCGCUCCAUGCUGCGCUUCUGCGCGCUGGCGCGCCAUGGCUAGCGUCCUCAGCUCAGCAGCUUGGCGGGGGCCUGGCGGCCGCGGCCACGUCUGCGUCGCAGCGGCUGUCGGGGACCAUCGGCAGCAGCUUGGGAUGGGCGGGGGCCGUGACGGGGUCUCAGACCGCGACCUUCUCGAGCGCUAGCUCGGCGACGCAGGCGCCGGCCGAGGCCGCGGCGGCCGUAAAGACGUCGGAGGCGUCGAGCUCGGGCGUGGCGCCGGCGGUGGCGGUGGACACGCUGCGGCGGAAGCUGGCGCAGGGCCCCGACUUCUCUGACUUCCUGACGGGGUCGGAGGUGGUUGAGAAGUACAGCGUGGAGGCACCCAGCUGGACGGCCAAGAAGCGGAAGCCGGAGUGGAUGAAGCGAAACAAACUGCCGGGUGGAGACAAGUACACAGAGAUCAAGGCCAAGCUGCGCGAGCUGAAGCUGAGCACGGUGUGUGAGGAGGCGCGCUGCCCCAACCUGGGGGAGUGCUGGGGCGGCGGCGACGGCCACACCGCCACCGCCACCAUCAUGCUCAUGGGCGACACCUGCACACGCGGCUGCAAGUUCUGCGCGGUCAAGACCAGCAAGGCGCCGCCGCCGCUGGACCCGCACGAGCCGGAGAACGUGUCCAAGGCCAUUGCGGCCUGGGGGCUGGAUUACGUGGUGCUCACCAGCGUGGACCGCGACGACCUGCCCGACGGCGGCGCCGCCCACAUCGCCUCCACCAUCCGGCUGCUCAAGCAGAAGACGGAGGGGCGGCUGCUAGUGGAGGCGCUGGUGCCCGACUUCCAGGGGGACAUGGGCGGCGUGCAGACUAUUGUGGAGGCUGGCCUGGACGUGUACGCUCACAACAUCGAGACCGUGGAGCGCCUGCAGGGGCAGGUCCGCGACCGGCGUGCGGGCUGGGCCCAGAGCCUGGCCACGCUGUCCGCCGCCAAGCGGGUGUCGGGCGGGCGGCUGCUGACCAAGUCCUCCAUCAUGCUGGGCUGCGGCGAGAGCCGGGAGGAGGUGGUGGACACGCUGAAGGCGCUGCGCGCCAACGGUGUGGACGUGGUGACGCUGGGGCAGUACAUGCGGCCCACAAAGAAGCACAUGGCAGUGGCCGAGUUCGUCACACCGGAGGCGUUCGCGGCCUACGAGCAGAUCGCCAAGGACUUGGGUUUCCUGUACGUGGCCAGCGGCCCCAUGGUCCGCUCCUCCUACCGCGCCGGAGAGCUGUACAUCACCAACGUGCUCAAGGGCCGCCGCGGCGGGGAGGGCGAGGGUGGAGAGGGCCAGCAGCAGCAGCAGGGCCAGCAGCAGCAGCAGGCACGGGCGGCCACGGCAUAACCCGGCGCCACGGCAGGGGGUCGCCACGGCGGGAGAUGGCUGCGGUAUCGGGUGGCGUGCCUGUGUUAGUUAGGGCGUUAACGCCCGCAUAGGGGAAUGGAAAGAACAUACCACCUUUGGGGGGCGAUGUAGCAACAGCAACGAUGGAGGAGGGCCCGCACCGCGCUAUGGCGGUGCAGGUGGCCUGGCGUGUGGGUCCAGGGGCCUGGAGAGGUGGUGGCUGUACUGCACUGGAUUGUCUGGGUGCGCAAUGGCGCGCGGGUUGGGUUGCGUGGCCUGUAUCGGUUCGGGGGGGGGGGGAAAGCGUAGGGGUGUCGGGCGGGCAGCAGUACGCGCGCGUGUGGAGCGUGCGUGGCUGUGUGCGCUGGGCGGGUGUUGCGUGUGCGUGUUUGGUGACCAGGGUUUUUUUUGAGUGGUGCGCAGAGAUACGUGUGUUUUGGGAGACGAGGCAGUGCUUGGAGACGUGUGUGGUGCGGCCGCAGGUGACGGACCUGCCGGGUAAUGGGCAACGGAUGGUAGCGAGCACCUAGGCACGACGUCCGAGGCCCUCGAGGCCUCACCUGCAAACCGUUUGCGGGAACGCAUGACAAAGCAUCUAUCUUGAUGCAGGAUUCCCAGGCAUAGGUACGGAGGUGGCUACUGGGUCAGCUUUGGUCUGGCGGGUGAAGAGGACGGGCGACCGCAGCCGUGCAUGCACGUGCAAGCGGUCGACUGCCUGCAGGUGCGCAUCGGCUAUGCUAUCCGCGCGGUGUGGCGUCGCAUUGAGUCUGUGUGGUGCUAUCGCCUUGGCCGGGCGCCCGGAGCGUGAGGAAUGCGCGUCAGCAAAA
Chlamydomonas reinhardtii is the source of this 2395-nucleotide messenger RNA. RefSeq lists its product as uncharacterized. The transcript has 10 exons. Bases 210 to 1568 code for a protein of 452 amino acids. Gene Ontology annotation, biological process: lipoate biosynthetic process. Gene Ontology annotation, cellular component: mitochondrion. The record is from RefSeq and is a predicted model, not a curated record. Lineage: Eukaryota; Viridiplantae; Chlorophyta; Chlorophyceae; Chlamydomonadales; Chlamydomonadaceae. Gene Ontology annotation, molecular function: 4 iron, 4 sulfur cluster binding; lipoate synthase activity.